AUGGAAUCACCUGUUAGAUUGAGUGUUGCCGCCGCCGGAGGAGGAGGUAGCUCCGAUUGGGCGGAGUUGUUGGAGGACAUUCUCCUGACCGUCAUGGAGCAGCUGGACAUCCCGGACCUUGUACGCUCCGGCGCCGUUUGCGGCUGGUGGCGCUCCGCAUCCGACGCCGUCCGCCGCGCCCGCUUCCCCCUCCCGUCCUCGGCGCAGCAGCUCCCGUGCCUAUUCUACGCCUGCAAGGACUGCUCCCCUGCCGCCUCCGCCGCCGUCCACUGCCCCUUCACCGGCGAGUCCGUCCGUGUCCCGUUCCCGCUCGCACCUGUCGCCGGCCACGCCGUGGUCGGCGCCGGCCAUGGCUGGGUCGUCACCGCCGACGAGAACUCCAACCUCCUACUCUUCAACCCCAUCACCGGCGCCCAGGCCUCUCUACCGCCCAUCACCGGCAUCCGCCACGUGGAGACCGUCGCCGGCGAGGCGCGGCGGGACUGCAUUUACCACCGGGUGGUCCUCUCCCGCAGCCCGUCCUCCGCCGGCCCCGGCGCCUGUGUUGCGCUGAUGGCGCACAUGAGCUACGGCGAGCUUUCGUUCGCCAGGCUCGGCGACGAGCGCUGGACGUCGAUCUCGCCGGACGAACACCCCCACCUCGGCCGAAGCGCGUGUGGCUUCGGCGACUUCUUCCACGACGACGACGACGGCAUAUUCUACGCGCUCCGCUUCGAUGGAUCCAUCUGCACCUUGGACCUCAACGGCGACUCUCCCGUCGUGAAGCAGAUCACCGGCCGAGUCCCACCGCUGUGGUUCCCUCCGACCGUCUACAUCCUCCGCGCGCCAUGGGGUGACAUCCUUCAAGUACGGAGAUGGCGGCGUUACUUCGACUUGGUGCUGCAAACCGAUGCACUAUCAUCAUCACACCUUACACUUAGUCGUCUCAAGGUAGACGACGACGGCCUGAAACCUAUCACGCGCUUCGACGAACUCGUAAAUCCAUAUCGGGAGCUCAGGACGGUGGACAUCGAGGUGCUCAAGGUUGAUUUCGAUCGACGAAGCGCCGUCAAGAUGAGCAGCUUGGAUGAUCACGCUCUCUUCCUCGGUUACAACACCACGAUGUGCCUCUCGACUAAAGAUUAUCCGAUGCUGAAGCCAAACUGCGCAUACAUCACCGACGACACGUCCGAGUAUAUCGGCAAUCGCAAGAACGGCUGGCGAGAGAUUGGCAUCUGGGACAUGAAAGCCAAGAGCUUGCAGAGGUUUGAGUGCGCCGAGGAUUCGCCGCCAUGGCUGAAUUGGCCCACCCCUGUUUGGAUAAAACCUUCGUUUUUGUAA
Messenger RNA from Oryza brachyantha (malo sina), 1320 nucleotides. RefSeq lists its product as uncharacterized. The transcript has a single exon. Gene Ontology annotation, molecular function: protein binding. The coding region runs from base 1 to 1320 and encodes 439 amino acids. The record is from RefSeq and is a predicted model, not a curated record. Lineage: Eukaryota; Viridiplantae; Streptophyta; Magnoliopsida; Poales; Poaceae.